AUGUGGGGAAGCGGUCUUACCCGCAGCAACACGGAGGACAGUCGACGCAAUCCUUGGCACAAUGAAGCACAAAAUCACCCGGAUCGCUUAGAGGAGGUUGAAACGCCACCGGAAGACAGCGCCGCCAGUGAAUCCGAUGAGGAUGGAUAUCGACCCAAUGCUGGAGGAACCUGGGGAGAGCGGGACGCGGGUGACAUCGACACUCGUCACGCCGCGGAGGAGUUUGCGGUCUUACGAGAGAGGUUGACGACCAUGUCGAGAACACAGUCGCGAGCCUCAGAACGUGCGGACGGACUAGUGAAGACAAUCAGCCGACGGAGUGGGAGGAGCGGAGUACAGCGACGACACUCAGUGGCGGCGACGGAAAGUAAUACUGGUGGCGAUCAUGAAGAUGCGGCUACUGAGAAAGAAGAUGACUUUGAGUUGGGAGCUUUCAUGAAGGAGGGUCAUUUCGAGAAGCGGAAGAAUGGGCAGUCUGCGAAGAAGGUUGGGGUUAUCUGGAAGAACCUCACUGUACAAGGUGUUGGGAGCACGUCAACCUUCGUGAGGACGCUUCCAGACGCCAUCAUCGGUACCUUCGGACCUGACUUGUACAAAUUGGUAUCUCGAUUUAUACCCGCACUGAAGCUAUCCCGCCACUCUCAGACCCGAACGUUGAUCCACGACUUCCAAGGCUGUGUGAGGGAUGGAGAGAUGAUGCUUGUACUUGGACGUCCUGGAUCUGGAUGCUCCACCCUCCUCAAGGUACUGGCCAAUCAACGAGAGAGCUAUGCCUCAGUAGAAGGGGACGUAUCAUACGGCGGGAUACCCGCAAAGGAGCAAGCAAAGAAAUUCCGCGGAGAAGUCAACUACAACGCCGAGGAUGACGUGCACUUCGCAGAGCUCAAUGUCUGGCAAACACUUUACUUUGCACUCCUGAACAAGACGAAAAAGAAGGACAGGGACCACAUACCGGUGAUUCUGGAAGCACUACUGAAGAUAUUCGGGAUUUCGCACACCCGGUAUACCCCGGUUGGUGACGAGUUUGUGCGCGGUGUAAGCGGAGGAGAACGCAAGAGAGUUUCAAUUGCGGAGACACUUGCGACCAAGAGUACUUGCGUAUGCUGGGACAACUCGACUCGAGGUCUGGACGCCUCCACUGCGCUAGAUUACGCAAAGUCACUGCGUAUCAUGACUGACAUUAGCAACCGGACGACUUUUGUGACAUUAUACCAAGCUGGCGAAGGCAUUUACGAAUUAAUGGACAAAGUCAUGGUGAUCGAUCAAGGUCGAUGCAUUUACCAAGGGCCGGCAAAUGAAGCGAGCAAAUACUUUUUCGAUCUGGGGUUCAAAGCCCCAGAACGACAAACAACGGCCGACUUUUUGACGGCUUGUACUGACCCUGGCGAGAGACAAUUCCGUGAAGGCUACGAGCAUAAAACACCUAAGACACCAGAGGAACUCGAAGCAGCAUUCCGACAAUCUGAGAGUUACAAACGCGUCCUGCGGGAGGUUGACACAUAUGAGGUCGAGCUCAGACGGUCAGACUACGUUGAUGCACGAGAAUUCGAGGGCGCUGUCCAAGAAGGCAAGAGCAAAACGGUAUCGAAGAAGUCACCCUAUACGGUCAGCUUCGUGCGCCAGGUCCUGGCCUGUACUCAGCGAGAGCUCUGGCUGACAUGGGGCGACAAGACAACACUUUUCACAAAGUUUUUCAUCAUUAUCAGCAACGGUCUCAUCGUGGGUUCACUUUUCUAUGGCGAGAGUCUAGAUUCCAGUGGCGCUUUCUCGCGCGGCGGCGCCCUUUUCUUCUCGAUCCUCUUCCUGGGUUGGCUACAACUUUCGGAACUUCUCAAGGCCGUCUCUGGUCGAGUGAUCGUCAAGCGCCACAACGACUACGCAUUCUAUCGGCCUUCCGCUGUUGCGCUGGCGCGUGUGCUUCAAGACUUUCCGUUGUUGCUCUUUCAGGUCGUACCAUUUGUACUAAUCAUGUACUUCAUGACGGAACUGGAUGUGGACGUAUCGAAGUUCUUCAUCUAUAUGCUCUUUGUAUAUACCACGACGAUUUGCAUUACGUCCUUGUAUCGAAUGUUUGCUGCGCUAUCGCCAACAAUCGAUGACGCUGUGCGAUUCUCCGGCAUUGCAUUGAAUCUGCUCAUCUUAUACACGGGAUAUGUGAUACCCAAACCACAACUGCUCAACAAGUAUAUCUGGUUCGGAUGGCUAGAGUGGGUCAACCCUAUAAGCUACGCGUUCGAGGGAGUCAUUUCCAACGAGUUCUCGGAUCGAGUCAUGGAGUGCUCGCCAUCUCAACUUGUACCCCAAGGACCUGACGUGGACCCGACUUUUCAAGGCUGUGCGCUGACUGGCGCUCAACCGAAUGCACGCACCGUUCCCGGGUCCGCAUACCUGGCAACAAGCUUCAAUUAUUCGAGAAGUAAUCUAUGGAGGAAUUGGGCGGUGGUCAUCGCUUUUGCGGUACUUUACAUCAUAGUCACUGUGUGGGCAACCGAAAAGUUUUCCUUUUCUUCGGCUGGUGGCGGUGCAUUAAUUUUCAAGAAGUCAAAGCGUUCUAAAAAGGCAGUAAAACAGGCCCCCUCCGAUGAGGAGAAAGCCGUUGCUGGUGAUAGCACUGGGAGUGAUUUGAGCGGCGAGACCACGGAAGCACAACAUGAAGAAGCCUUGGAGCAGAUCUCCAGCAGUGAGAGCGUCUUUACCUGGCAAAAUGUCGAAUAUACGGUGCCGUACCAGGGAGGUGAGCGGAAGCUACUCAAUGGAGUCUCGGGCUACGUAAAACCGGGGCAAAUGAUCGCUCUUGUCGGUGCUUCUGGAGCUGGCAAGACGACGCUACUGAACACAUUGAGCCAGCGCCAGAAAAUAGGGGUCGUUUCAGGCGAUAUGCUCGUAGACGGCAAGCCUUUGGACGUUGGGUUCCAACGGGGAACCGGCUUCUGCGAGCAGAUGGACCUUCAUGACGGUACUGCAACUAUUCGGGAAGCUUUGGAGUUCUCUGCUAUUCUGAGACAAGAUCGCAAAAUCCCUCGACAGGAGAAGAUCGAAUACGUGGACAAGAUCAUCGAUCUGCUUGAGCUUCAGCAGAGCCAAGAUGCUCUCGUUUCUAGCUUGGGUGUGGAACAGAAAAAGCGGUUAACCAUAGGCGUGGAACUUUCGGCUAAGCCUAGUUUGCUACUGUUCCUUGAUGAACCUACCUCAGGACUAGACUCAAAUUCAGCCUACUCAAUCGUUCGCUUCCUCAAAAAGCUAUCUUCUGCUGGCCAAGCCAUCAUUUGUACCAUACAUCAACCCUCCUCGGUCCUCAUCCAGCAAUUUGAUAUGAUCCUCGCGCUGAAUCCGGGUGGAAAUACCUUCUAUUUUGGACGUGUAGGCGAAAACGGCAAAGACGUCACGGAAUAUUUCGCCGAUCGCGGAGUGGAGUGUCCUCCCAGCAAGAACGUCGCCGAGUUUAUUCUUGAGACUGCCGCAAAACCUGUCAAACGCAAAGACGGAACGAGGAUCAAUUGGAACGAGGAGUGGGCCAAGUCGUCCAACAACAAGGAGAUGCUGCAGGAAAUCACGCGGGUCAAUAGCGAGCGCAGCCAGAAGGCUUCCGAAAACAAACACGACGAAGCGACCGAAUUCGCUGCACCAGUGUGGCUACAGACGACUAUGGUCACGAAGCGCGUGUUCACGCAGUACUGGCGCGAUCCCUCCUACCUCUACGGCAAGCUCUUCGUCGCUGUCAUUGUCGGCAUCUUCAACGGUUUCACCUUCUGGAAGCUCGGCAACAGCAUUGGCGACAUGCAGAACCGCAUGUUCACAUCCUUUCUAAUCCUUCUCAUCCCUCCUACGAUUGUGAAUGCUGUGGUUCCGAAAUUCUACCAGAAUAUGGCACUCUGGCAAGCACGCGAGCUCCCUUCGCGUAUUUACGGCUGGGUGGCCUUCACGACCGCUCAAGUCCUUGCCGAGGUCCCUAUCGCAAUCGUCUCUUCUGUCCUAUACUGGCUCCUCUGGUAUUUCCCUACUGGGCUUCCAACGGAUAGCUCGACUGCCGGCUACGUUUUCCUCAUGACCAUGCUGUUCUACUUGUUCAUCUCGUCCUGGGGUCAGUGGAUCUGCGCUUUCGCGCCCAGCUUCACUGUCAUCUCUAACGUUUUGCCCUUCUUUUUCGUCAUGUUCAGUCUCUUCAACGGUGUGGUCAGACCGUAUACGCAGCUUGCGGUGUUUUGGAAGUACGGAAUGUACUACGUAAACCCGAGUACUUACUGGAUCGGUGGUGUGCUAGCGGCAACGCUCCAUGGGAUUCCGGUUGAGUGUGAGUCGAGCGAGACUGCGCUAUUCGAUACGCCACCUGGUCAGACAUGCAGUUCGUAUGCGGAUGGCUUCUUGUCGCAGUCCCCAGGAUAUUUGCUGAACCCCGACGCGACGUCCGGCUGCAUGUACUGCCCAUACUCUUCGGGAGACGACUAUCUAGCUGCGCUGAACAUAUCGGCUAGCGACAAGUGGCGCGACUUUGGCAUUUUCCUUGCGUUUUGCAUCAGCAACUGGGCGUUGGUGUAUUUCUUCAUCUGGAGCGUUCGGAUCAAGGGAUGGAGCUUUGGUUUUGGAGCCAUCGGUAGGGCGAUAGGCAAGGCUAUACGUGGAAUGAAGGGCAAGGGAAAGAAGAAGGAUGGUGAGGGAGAGGCAUAA
This is a messenger RNA of Paraphaeosphaeria sporulosa, 4665 nucleotides long. Its product is annotated as ABC drug exporter AtrF. Gene Ontology annotation, biological process: transmembrane transport. Gene Ontology annotation, cellular component: membrane. The record is from RefSeq and is a predicted model, not a curated record. Lineage: Eukaryota; Fungi; Ascomycota; Dothideomycetes; Pleosporales; Didymosphaeriaceae. The coding region runs from base 1 to 4665 and encodes 1554 amino acids. The transcript is spliced from 5 exons. Gene Ontology annotation, molecular function: ATP binding; ABC-type transporter activity; ATP hydrolysis activity.